Messenger RNA from Cladophialophora bantiana CBS 173.52, 2760 nucleotides. RefSeq lists its product as uncharacterized. The coding region runs from base 1 to 2760 and encodes 919 amino acids. Gene Ontology annotation, molecular function: protein binding. The record is from RefSeq and is a predicted model, not a curated record. Lineage: Eukaryota; Fungi; Ascomycota; Eurotiomycetes; Chaetothyriales; Herpotrichiellaceae. The transcript has a single exon.
AUGCACGAGCCAGCUGGUUAUGGAACUCAACGACAUUGGCCUAGCGUGCUGAAUACAAUGGAUGGUGCAUGUGAAGGGGCUGAUGACCCAACCUCUGCCACCAUCAGCCGAACCUCUAGUUCUGCCGAUCUUAGGGCACAACCAAUCCGAUCGUCAAUGGUGCACUUCUUGUCUGACGACCAUUUAAACUGGAGGGAAAGGGAGCGUGCUACUUUUGUGAAUCCGUUUUCUCCUGAAGAGCUCUCAUCAAGAAAGACAUCCACCUCCUCUGAAGCCACGGAAUACCUCCGCCCCAACGCUUUUGCUGGUCAUCGAGACACUCUGGCAAGGCUGACCUAUUCCGCUGCUGGUUCUGGUGACGACGAAGAUAUCUCAGACUGCGAUACCGACUCAUUUUUGACGGCUCUUACCACUCAGCCGUCAAUGGCUGGGAUCUCUAGACGGGCCAGCAAUGCCGGGGCAAACUUGGACAUUUUCUGUCCUCAACGGGUUGUGGAGAAUGUGCUCAAGUAUAUGGCCUUUGAUGAUUAUAAGGCUAUGCGACUAGUUUGCCGCCAAUGGCAUGCAACUCUGCCUCGACCUAGCUUUCCCGGGGCGUAUCGUCUUCCGAGAGAAAUUCUAAAAGAAGUCUUCUCUUACUUGUCGCCCUCUGACUUUGAGGCAGCCCGUCACACGUGCAGAUCUUGGUUCUUAGCCAGCUUGGAUCGCAAAGUCCUGGGACCGAUGCUCAGAGCCAGUGGUUGUCAGACUGCGUUGGCCAUGGAUCUUGAACAAGCGCAGGGGCACAUCGUUGCGAAGAGACGAAGUUGGGAGACUCGUCUCGGCCCAGGGCAAACCGACGCCGAAAAUGUCAUCGACAAAGAGUGGCUGUGUUCCAAAAGAUUGGCUACGGAAAGUCGACUAUCGCCCAAUUGGCGAGGCUCUUCUCUAUCCGGAGACUCCUUUCCAUCGUCUCGACUUUCAAUCAUUGAGGAAGUUGAUUUUUCCAAGAUCAUGACCUCACAUGCUUUACCGAAAAAGACCAGGUUCACGGUAUCAGCCUGUGGCAGGUUUGUCCUCGUGGUCUCUGGAAGCGACAUAUCUGUUUACAGCUUGUCUGAUUCUGAGCAGUCACUUGUCCCAGUGGUCAGGCUGGCAACCGGGAUUGAUGUCUUGAAGGUCAGCAUGGAUACUAGUUCGGGGCGGUGGUCGGUUGCCGCUCUUCUUGCAGGCCGUGUUGGCAUGCUGUGGGACUUAAAUGGCAGGCACAUCCAAACAAGGUAUCGCAACAGUUCCGGCGACACGAUGAGUUUGGGAAUGCACUCGUACAUCCACAGCUCAGUCGACUGCCAACCUUCCAGGGUAGCUAGUAUCAAUCUACCCAUCAGUUCACAAGAAACGCAUGUUGGCGAUGUGUCUGAUUCGGACCUGCCGCCAACGACGCCGGAGAAUUACACAUCUCUGCCCACUCCUCCAUUGGCUCCUCCAUUCGUGUGUAAUGAGCAGAUGUCUAGCUCGGAGAGCCCGAAGGGGAUUGAAGAUCGCCUAGGGAUCUCAAUUGAGACCAGGGCGACGGCGGUAUUCACCGAUCUCGGAAGCGAGGAUGAUCAGCCAAGAAGCGUAGCGAUUUGCCCAAGUGGCAACUCUGUUGCGUUUGGAUGUCGGAUGGGGCUGGAACUUCACUGGGUCAAUGUUCUUGCUGGAGUUCAUUUCAGCCGUUGGCUUCCACUUGCCGCGCCGAGUGACUAUCUCUACUUUUUGCCUCGACGACGUGGAGUGGACUCAGGGAGGAAGCUCAGACUGAUAUCAAGUGCCGCGGGACCAGCUGCGCAGCAGCUGGUAAGGAGCGACAGUACGCCAGCCAAGUGGAAGUACUGGCCUACUCCAGCAGCCUUUGGCCGACGACAAAGCUUGACAAGACUCUUCUUUGGCAACUUACCAUUCCCUACACCCGCAGGGGAUUCAGGGGAAUCGUCCAGUUCAGCCAGUCCCCCAAGACCAGAUCAAGUACAAGGGGUUCUGCGGACCAUUGAAUGUGAUCACUUUCAUGCGAUCCCAGUGAGUGACGGGAUUCAUCUCAUUUUCAUCCAUCCGGGGCAUGGAUCGUUGUGCCUGGGUAGCGACGCGUCGCUGGGAGGCCCAACGAACCUUGUUUCAAAGAUAGUGUUUAUUCCUCCUCCUGGGCAGGGCCAUCAAAAGCCUACUCCACGUCGCUAUGCGGUCGGCAAAGCCCUUGGAUGGGGUUUGAGACUCGUCGUUGUCUACGAUGAUGAUCAAGUUGUGCUCUACAGUAUUCCUUCUGACGUUUUCGGGCAACUUCAAGAUCAGCGAAGUUCGAUCGACGUCUGGGACGAGAAUUCUGGAGUGCUUGGGCAAAGCGAUUUGAUCAUGGACUCACUGAUGAAUCGUGACGAAAGCGGUACGCCCAGUGGCUCAGCAGUCCAAGAAACCCCCGAAAACGACGACAACUUUGCUAAUGAGCCGCUGCAAGUUGCUGGCUCUGUCAUUGCUCGUGUUACCGAUCAAGUUGUUGAUGACAUUGCGGUCUCAUCCGAGAAUGGCGGACUUUCUGUCUGGAUUUUCUACAGAAAUGGGCUUGCUGCACUGCACAGCAUCUAUGCGCGUCGGCGCCAGCAAGCGCGCAGAAGGUUUGUUGGGGAGAACGGCUUCAUCUGGGACUGUGACAAAGAAAUGUCGGCUGAGGCUAAGAGUGAUAGCCCCCUGGCAAAGGGCAAAGAGAGAGCGGAUGAGGAAGCCAAGCACGUCAGAUGGGCAGGCUAG